AUGCUUUGCCCGAAGUGGAGCCUCAUGGCUGAGCUGUGGCUCUGUGUGGAAGCCCCCGGGGCGGACGACGAAAUCGUUUGCCUCUGCUCCAGGGCCUUCAUCGAGGAUCGCAAGUUGUACUAUUUAGGAUUGAAGGGGUUCUAUGUCAAAGAAGUUGACAGCAGCAAUAUAAGAGAGAAACAGCUGGAGGUGGAGGAAGAGGAUGACCUUCAUUUGCAUGAGAUAAAAGAACCUGGCUUCAACAGUGCUUUGGCUUUGGGAGAAGGUGAACUGGAUUCAGAGGCUGAACUCAUGAGGAGUAUGGGAUUGCUGCUUCAGUUUGGGAGUCUAUCUGCUCACAAGAAUUUUGAGGUUUCCAUGAAUACCAGAAACAAAACAACUAAAAUCAAAAAGAAGAAAAAGAAAAAAUCUCAACAGAAGUACUUGAAUGACAUUUUGCGAGAACCCUGGGAAGAUAACAUAUGCGAUGACGAAUUGGCUUCAGAUGAUCCAUCCCUAAUCCCUGAACAGUCAGAGAAAUCUGUCAUAUGUGAACUUCAGAACAAUGGGGAAGACACAGAAACUGGGAAACUGACUCCUAAAAAUGAAUUACCUAACAACCUGGAAGUUACAGAGAAAUGGGAAAAGUAUUGGAGUCAUUACGGAGAAGGACUGCUGCGGCAAAGCUGGCAGGAGAAACACCCUGCUUUAGAACUGGGAGCUGAAAUUUGGAAUUCUCCUGACACCAAGGAAAAGUGGGAGCAGCAUUACAGUGAACUCUAUUGGUACUAUUGGGAGCAGUUUCAGUACUGGGAAGUUCAAGGGUGGACUUUUGACAUUUCUCAAAGCACUGAUAUUAGUGAACAGAAAAAAGAAGUAAGUGACUUGCAAGACACAAGUUUCACCGAUAUAGACACUACGGAGGGACCACCAUUGGAUCGUCGUAUUUAUUCUGCAUCUCCAGCCAUUCCCAGUUAUAAAGAAAGCUCUAGUAGCACAGGGCAUAAUGAGGAAGUAGUUUUUGGAAUUAGUAACAUAAAUCUAAAUCCCGAAGAAGUAGAGCACGGCAAGUUAGACUUGGCGGAAAUUUAUACUAGCCAUCAGCAGCCAGAUUCAGCUAACAGUGAAAGAGAGAAUCCUUGUGUUUCCAACCAAAGUGAACCCUGUGAUGGAGGAAGCCGGAAAAGGUGCACGUCUGGAAACAAGCCCCAGCAGCCAGAUUCACAGGCUUCCUUGGGAACAUACACAAACAAGGAAACAUCACCCAGCAAUGAUAAGGGUGGAGAUGAUAGUGAAGAAGAUCCUCCAGAAUAUAAAUCAGUCAAGCUCAAAAGAAGCCAUGAGCUAGACAUCGAUGAAAAUCCAGCCGCUGACUUUGAUGACAACGGUUCUCUCCUAGGAUUCAAGCAUGGCUCAGGCCUAAAGAGAUAUGUUACUGCUUUAGGACACUUAAACAUAAAUAACCAAGUAUUGGAUGUUGUGAGAGUGCAACAUAAAUCAGAAACAAAGGUUCCUAUGGGUUGCAGUGAGAUGCCCUGUGAAUAUUACAUUUAA
Molecule: messenger RNA, 1533 nt
Organism: Tachyglossus aculeatus (Australian echidna)
Lineage: Eukaryota; Metazoa; Chordata; Mammalia; Monotremata; Tachyglossidae
Product: trimethylguanosine synthase-like
Source: RefSeq, a predicted model, not a curated record